Molecule: messenger RNA, 456 nt
Organism: Oenanthe melanoleuca
Lineage: Eukaryota; Metazoa; Chordata; Aves; Passeriformes; Muscicapidae
Gene: ATP5MK
Product: ATP synthase membrane subunit k
Exons: 4
Coding region: 150-329 (59 amino acids)
Source: RefSeq, a predicted model, not a curated record
GAGAGGGGGCGGGGCCAGGCCGCGCCCCGGUUCCGCAGCCAAUCGGAGCGCCAGGGGCUGCGCGCGGCGCCCGCGGCCGCCAUCUUGUGGGAGGGCAGAGGCGAAGGGCAGAGCGCGGCGGGGACGGCGGCGGCCGAGGAUAAGUAGCCAUGGCUGGCCAUGACUCGGGAUCUCAGCACCAGUUCACUGGAUUUCAGAAGUACUUCAAUUCCUAUACCAUCAUAGGCAGGAGGAAUUAUGUAAUAGCAACAUACACAGGUGUUGCACUCCUUGUCUUAUAUUUCAAGUUUAGGCCUAAGAAGCAAACUCCUGCUGUGACAGAUAAGUAAAAGGUCCUGGCAUGUCUGAACCUCCAGUCUGUGUCAAUGUAAUGCAAGCUGAUGACCUCUUGUGGCUAAUAAAAUAUAAAUAAUUACUUGUUUUAUUGAAAAUACGAAAUAGCCUAAAAAAGCUCAA